AAAUUUCUAAUAUCGUUGCCCACAAUUUUAACAAUUUAUUUGAUUACGCAUCUUAUGAGUCAGAUCUUGAUACUACAGAUAAAGAUUAUGAUUAUGAUAAAAAAAUAGAUACUGAUCAAGAAUCAGAUUCAGAAUCUAGUAAAACUGCUUUUUAUAAUAAAGUAUCUAAAGAAAAAAGAGUCUAUCUUAAAUAUCAAUUACCAUAUUUUGGUAAUGUUAAAAAAAGUAAAUUGAUGCUGCCUUCACCUUAUAGUAAUAUUGGCUGUAUACCUGCAAAUAUUUUACCUGUUAAAACAAUUAAUAAUGCAAAAUCUUUUAUUCAAGAGAUGAGAAAACAACAUGGUGAUUCUGAAUUUAAUAAAAUUACUAUUCGAAAACUAUUUAAGGAUGUAUAUGACGAAUGCACUUUGCUUAAGCAUGCAUUAAAUGAAAAUAUUAAUUAUGUAAAUGAGGAUCUUAAUGAAAAGCUAGCAAACCAUAUAUCAGACUACCAAAAAAUAAGAGAGAUCUAUGAAGAUGAUAAUUGCCUCACGAUUCUCAACAAUCUAGAAGAUG
This is a messenger RNA of Dentiscutata heterogama, 555 nucleotides long. The record is from the annotation of a GenBank genome assembly. Lineage: Eukaryota; Fungi; Glomeromycota; Glomeromycetes; Diversisporales; Gigasporaceae.